Messenger RNA from Betta splendens (Siamese fighting fish), 1543 nucleotides. RefSeq lists its product as uncharacterized. Gene Ontology annotation, molecular function: signaling receptor activity. The transcript is spliced from 7 exons. Gene Ontology annotation, biological process: regulation of neuroinflammatory response. Lineage: Eukaryota; Metazoa; Chordata; Actinopteri; Anabantiformes; Osphronemidae. The record is from RefSeq and is a predicted model, not a curated record. The coding region runs from base 227 to 1024 and encodes 265 amino acids.
UCUGUUAGUCACAUGCGCUUUAUAUUUCAGUAUCACAGCGGGUGACAAGGAUUUUCACUUGGUCUGGAUGGCACGAAGACGCCGCUUCGCUCUGAGCGCCGAGCUUUCUGUCAGAAAAAGAGAAAAUGACAUGGAAUAAAUGGGGUUUUACGACAUCAACAUGUCCAGAUAGAAUUGAGGAUUGACGCUUUAGUUAUGCUACUGUAGAUGGACUAAAAGUCUAGACAUGAUGAUCAGCGGCGUGGGCUCACUGUACGGAGGACUCCAAAGACUGGAGAUGAGGAGCACGAUGUGGAUUUUGGCAGUGGUUGUCCUGCUGGUGCCUGAAACAUGGAGCACGGACCCAGGAACUAAUCAAAGCACCUUUGUGAACUCCAGCACUACACAUCAUGUUCCUCCAGUCCUCGUUAAUUUAACUUUCAACCUGGGAGAUAACGCUACGCUGAUGUGCAGCAAUAAAACUUGGAUGAACAUGUUAUUUGAGAUUUGGGACAUAUCCCUGAAACACAAAAACUGCAAGAUCACCUUUAAUAUUGAUGGCCGAAGUGAAAACACCUGCGAAGACGACAAGGCGCUUCGAAACACGACCGAGUUUCAGUCGUACCUGCAGAUCCCGGCCUUCUCGGCCAAUGACCAGGGCGUCUACAGGUGUGAGUCCGUUUACAGCGGAGGAAUUGACCUUGUUGAGUUCACAGUGUCUGCCUCAGACUUUCCUGCUCCAGGAGCCACCAACACCUCGACAAAUGGACGAGUAGAGGGUCGAAAAAACUUCCCUUGGAUCUACAUACCAAUUGGUGUGUUAACCUUUGUACUUUUGGUGGGAUUCUUUAUUUUUGCACAAAAGAAACUAAUCAUUUUGAGACGAUGCUGUCAGGCCGAUAAAUCAGCACUGAAAACUUCAGCGACAGAGGAUGUGGAGGAAGUGGAGCCCUACGCCAGCUACGUUCAGCGUGUGAACUCCAUCUAUAACUCGUCUGCAGACUUCUUCUCACCCAAGAACCCUGCACAUGCUCCCUACACCUAAAUGCACAUGGCUCACUGUGAACGACUGACGGCUGCGACGCUGAGAAGGGGUGAGAUAGUGGUGAAAUGAAAGGCUUCCGAUGAGAAAGGGAAGCCUCAUGGCUCUGAGCGAUCUGGUGGAGACGGGGGCGUUCCUGAGGCCACACGCUCGCUCUCGCUCUCGCUCUGCCAGAGGAACCCACUCACAGAGAGUGUGUGGGUCUCGCUGAGAACGUUAUUACUAACUACAGAUGCAACUGCCGAAAUCGGAAAGUUUCCUCUCUUCCGCCAGGCGCAUCGUGUCGAGUCAGCGGUACUGCAGGCUUCGUGACGCAGCUGAUCAAAUGCGUUUAUAUACGAUUAUGCACAAUUAUUCAGGAAGAGUAAAAGUGUAAAUACAUUUAACGUCUUUAUUCUUAUACAGCAGGACUACAAAUGAUUCAGUAACUCAGCUGACAUGAGGAAAUGUAUGUAAAGUUUUAAUAUUACCUGUUAAUGUAUAAUAAUGUAAUUGCACAUAUUAAAGUUCCAUUUAAACACA